Messenger RNA from Eurytemora carolleeae, 410 nucleotides. RefSeq lists its product as uncharacterized. The coding region runs from base 23 to 358 and encodes 111 amino acids. The transcript has 5 exons. Lineage: Eukaryota; Metazoa; Arthropoda; Copepoda; Calanoida; Temoridae. The record is from RefSeq and is a predicted model, not a curated record.
UAGGUUUGAUUUACCAACAGUUAUGAAGUUCAGUAACUCUACCAUUUCCUUAGGCGAAGGGUUGCUAAUGGCAAGUCCAAGAAAUGAUGAAAUGUUCCUAAAGUUUGAGAAUAUUACGAAAGGUCUUGAGGAAAACUUUCAGAAUGAUUUGAAUACUCUGCUAAACUCAGAAAUGUUUCAAAUAGUUGGAGGUCUCGAUUCCACCGAUCCUUUACCAGGAGAUUUGGAUGAUGUUAUCUGUGUCCGUAUGGGGGCAGAAUAUGAUAAACUAAAUAAAGACGAUAUCAACGCGAAUAGAAAUUGGAGUACUGUACUUGCAAUGCAAAUAUGGAAUACAACUAUUAACGAGAAUUUAUAGUUUUAUUGUAAAAGUUUACAUGAUAUUUAAUAAAAAUGUUUGAAAAUUGAAA